Lathyrus oleraceus (garden pea) is the source of this 477-nucleotide messenger RNA. RefSeq lists its product as uncharacterized. Bases 1 to 477 code for a protein of 158 amino acids. Lineage: Eukaryota; Viridiplantae; Streptophyta; Magnoliopsida; Fabales; Fabaceae. The record is from RefSeq and is a predicted model, not a curated record. The transcript has 3 exons.
AUGCCAAUAUAUGCCAAGUUCAUGAAAGACAUAAUUUCCAAGAAGCGUUCCACGGAUACGGAACCGAUCAUCCUAACUGAAACAUGCAGUGCCAUUCUCGAAGGCAUGAAAAUCCCAGUGAAAAAGCAAGACAGGGGAUUGGUUACUAUUCCAUGCACUAUUGGUGAUAGAAAAUUCAAGAAGGCUCUAAUUGACUUAGGAGCGAGUGUAAGCUUGAUGCCACUGUCCAUCUAUAAGAAAUUAGUCAUCGGCUCUGUUCAAGAUACUCGAAUGACACUUCAGUUUGUAGAUCACUCUGUGAGGCGACCCUAUGGUAUUGUGGAAGAUGUUCUUGUAAAAUUGACAAGAAUCAAAGCCAAGGUUGUUGUGAUGGAUCCUACUACUACAAGAAUUCGACCUGGAAAUCAGAGACAAAAAGGGUUUAUACAGGAGCUCUACAAGGAGGGAACAUCACGUCAACAAAUGUCUAAGUCAUGA